This is a messenger RNA of Cotesia congregata, 917 nucleotides long. The record is from the annotation of a GenBank genome assembly. Lineage: Eukaryota; Metazoa; Arthropoda; Insecta; Hymenoptera; Braconidae.
GUGGUGAAGGUGAGACAAGACGGAAAUCGUGAUAUUCCGUUGGGUAGUGGGCUCUUGAUAGGCGGCAGUAAACUCCAUUCGUGGUUCGUCUCUUCACCAGUUCAACAUUCCAAAAGCCGGGUUACCUUUCCUGUUCCUCGACACUGCUCUUUGGCAUUUCAGUCAAAAAGACAUCCAACUAAAAUAAACAACAUCAAAAUGUUUGCCUGCACCCGAUUCAUUGCCCCAGUUGCCAGAUCGGCUUUAGUUGCCAGUAGCAAAAGCUACGUACGUCCUCUCACCAGUGGAGUAAUCAGCCAAAGUCAAUCUUUCGCAGAAAGUCAAAGCCAAACUCCAGCCUGUUUAAGCCCAGUCAUCCGUAGCUUCCAGACCUCCGCGGUAAGCCGUGACAUCGAUUCAGCUGCCAAAUUCAUUGGCGCUGGCGCUGCCACUGUCGGAGUCGCUGGAUCUGGCAUUGGCAUUGGGCUAGUAUUUGGAUCAUUGAUAAUUGGCUAUGCACGAAAUCCUACCCUUAAACAACAAGUCUUUUCCUAUGCAAUCCUUGGAUUUGCUUUAUCCGAAGCAAUGGGUGCUGGAAUCGGAUCAGUAUUCGGUUCAUUGAUCAUCGGUUACGCCAGAAAUCCAUCUCUUAAACAGCAGCUGUUCUCAUAUGCCAUCUUGGGUUUCGCCUUAUCCGAGGCUAUGGGUCUCUUCUGUCUUAUGAUGGCUUUCUUGCUGUUGUUCGCCUUCUAAGCCGUUAUCCUCCAUAUGAAUUACCGAUAGUUUUAGUGCGUCACUGCCAAGACACCGUCAUCUGGCUUGAAACAAUAGUUCGACGACGGCUGUCUGUGGUUCCAAGGGGGUCCAUGAAAUUAUUAAAGCCGAUGACUCUUGGUAGUACUGGUUGGAGCGCGACGGUUCAACAAAUGAUUUAUUAA